AUGGUCCGGCUAGCAUUACCCUCCCGAUUGAGCUCGCACCUCUCCGCGCGGAGCGCGUCGUCAACUCCCGGCCAGAGCCGAAGCACGAGUCCUAUGAGAUCAUCAGAGACUAAACCAUUGUUACUAAAGGUCUCAGUGAUACGGGGUCGCAACCUCGCCGCCAAAGACCGCGGUGGCACAAGUGAUCCAUAUUUGGUGAUUACAUUGGGAGAUGCAAGGCAGUCGACACCAACAAUAUUCAAGACCCUGAACCCCGAAUGGAACGUCUCGUUCGACAUGCCCAUUGUGGGCGUACCGCUGUUGGAAGGAAUAUGCUGGGAUCACGAUCGGUUUGGUAAGGAUUACCUGGGUGAAUUCGACAUUGCAUUGGAGGACCUGUUCGCCGACGGGCAACUCAAACAAGAGCCUAAAUGGUACACUCUCAACUCAAAACGCAAAUCUUCCAAGAAGAAGGACAGCACUGUGUCAGGCGAAAUUCUACUGCAGUUCUCUCUCGCCGAUUCUGCGAACCCCGCCGCCACGCCGGCCGACAUCCAUCGCAAGUUCAAGAGACUGGUCUACUGCGCAGACGAUGAAGACCAGAUACCCCCUGCCGAGCUUGACGACAUCGAUAGAGAUGAUGAGACAUCUGAUGAGGCGGACGAUGCUAUUGGACAGGAACCGGUAGAAAAGCGUCGCCGGCGACUUCGGUUGGCUCGUCUGAGGCGCAAGUCUCUGGCAGCACGUGCAUACCAGUUCUCUGGAUCGGGGACCGGAGUGCAAGGUAUUGUCUUCAUGGAGAUAAUUCGAGUGACCGAUCUUCCUCCCGAGAAGAAUGUGACGAGAACAUCAUUCGAUAUGGAUCCUUUUGUCGUGACAUCCUUGGGAAGGAAGACUUUGAGAACACCUGUAAUCCGCCACAACCUGAACCCGAUAUAUAACGAGAAGAUGGUCUUCCAAGUGAUGCGACACGAACAAUCAUACACCAUCAGCUUCACUGUGAUGGACCGCGACAAAUUCUCUGGCAACGACUUUGUUGCCUCGGCCGGCUUUGCGCUACAGAACCUAGUCCAAUCCGGCCCAGAUGCAGACCCCGAGACUGGUCUUUACCACUUCGUGGAAGAUCCUGGGCAAGUUGACCCUACCACCAGUGCCAAAUUUGGCGCGCGUUCUGGAGUCAGCCCUGCUAGAUCUGCCAUCAGUCCUUCGCAUUCAUCAUCUAGUCUUUCCAGAAUGGCUCGGCCAAUUUUGAGAACCCGCAACUCUGCAACGUCUGUUUCCAGCCAGUCAAUCCCGGAAGCACCGGCUCCGACUCUGCUCACACCCUCUUCUCUCCCAUCUUCUCUCCCAGAGGAGCUGGACAGCUCUAGUACUUUACAAGUUCCCCCGACCUCCAACAUGUAUGACGGAGACUCCGCGCCACCACCCGAUGAGCAUGGCUUCAGAGCUUUCGAGAUUCCUCUGAUUCUAAAGAAUCGAGAGCGGUGGGAAGAUAAGCACUCACCGGUGCUGCUCGUCAAGGCCAAAUAUCUACCAUAUAGCGCUCUGAGACAGCAGUUCUGGAGACUAAUGCUCAAGCAAUACGAUGCAGAUGAAAGCGGUCGCAUUGACAAGGUUGAGAUGACAACGAUGCUGGAUACACUAGGUUCCACGUUAAAGGAAUCGACAAUUGACAGCUUCUUUGAACGCUUUAGCGCAGAAAAUGAAGCCAACGAUACGGAGGAUCUUUCCUUCGACCAGGCAGUCAUCUGUCUCGAGGAUACACUCCAGACUUUACAGAAGAGAAACUCUAUGGCCGGUUCUAGGGUUCCUCCCCUUCCUCCCUUGUCAACUUCUGGAAGCCAAGGAAGUGAGGCAUCCAGCAGCGACGAGCAAACAUCAGAAAUCAACGCUGCUGCAGCGACAAAUACUGACCCUCAAAGAACACAAAUUCCAACUAUCCCAAGUGAAGAUCAAAGCUCGACAGACGAGUAUCUCCAGCCUGAUGAUCUUGCAGAUGAAAGAGGCGAGGAACACGUGGUGGAAAUUCGCGAGUGCCCUCUUUGCCAUCAGCCACGUCUCGCAAAGCGCUCUGAUGCGGAUAUUAUCACGCACAUUGCCACUUGUGCAAGUCGUGAUUGGCGACAGGUUGAUAACCUGGUCAUGGGUGGUUUCGUGACAUCCAGCCAAGCCCAGCGGAAGUGGUACUCUAAAGUCAUCACGAAGAUCUCAUACGGCGGUUACAAGCUCGGAGCCAACUCAGCCAACAUUCUUGUUCAAGAUCGCAUCACGGGUCAGAUCAACGAGGAGCGUAUGAGUGUUUAUGUGCGACUUGGAAUUCGACUGCUAUACAAGGGUAUCAAGAGUCGAGACAUGGAAAAGAAGCGGAUUCGCCGUGUGCUCCGUUCUCUCAGUGUCAAGCAGGGUCGUAAAUAUGAUGAUCCAGCCUCUGCAUCUCAGAUCCAGGACUUCAUCAAUUUCCACCAGCUGGACAUGUCUGAAGUCUUGAUGCCCUUGGAAAAGUUCCGCAACUUUAACGAGUUCUUCUAUCGUGCUUUAAAGCCUGAUGCCCGUCCAUGCUCUGGUCCCAAUGAGCCGAAGAUCGUUGUGUCUCCUGCCGACUGUCGGUCCGUUGUCUUCGACCACAUGAACGAUGCAACUGGUAUCUGGGUGAAGGGUCGUGAGUUCUCAAUCGAAAGAUUGUUGGGCGACGCCUACCCAGAGGAUGCCGCUCGUUACCGAAAUGGCGCUAUGGGAGUAUUCCGCCUCGCGCCUCAGGACUACCACCGCUUCCAUAUACCCGUGGACGGAAUCAUGGGCGAGCCUAAAACCAUCGAGGGCGAGUAUUACACGGUGAAUCCCAUGGCGAUCCGAUCUUCCUUGGAUGUAUACGGUGAGAAUGUUCGCAUUCUUGUCCCUAUUGACUCCACUCAGCAUGGUCGGGUCAUGGUCGUUUGUGUUGGUGCCAUGAUGGUAGGCAGCACCGUUAUCACCCGGAAAGCCGGGGAGAAGGUUUCACGAGCCGAAGAACUGGGCUACUUCAAAUUCGGUGGUAGCACCCUUCUGGUCCUCUUCGAAGAGGGCAUGGUCAACUUUGACAAGGACCUGGCUGAUAACUCCAAGGGUCCUUUGGAAACUUUGAUUCGAGUCGGUAUGUCUGUUGGACACAGUCCGGACAUUCCCCAGCAUGAGCCCGAUAUGCCCAAGAAGGCGGAGAACAUCACUGCCGAGGACAUGCAAGAAGCCAAGCGGCGCAUCGAGGGUAGCCUGGCGCCUCCGAGCAAUCCCUCCACCGUGCUCAAGACGAUCGAAUAA
Messenger RNA from Penicillium brevicompactum, 3273 nucleotides. RefSeq names its product putative phosphatidylserine decarboxylase Psd2. Gene Ontology annotation, biological process: phospholipid biosynthetic process. The transcript is spliced from 7 exons. Gene Ontology annotation, molecular function: calcium ion binding; phosphatidylserine decarboxylase activity. Bases 1 to 3273 code for a protein of 1090 amino acids. The record is from RefSeq and is a predicted model, not a curated record. Lineage: Eukaryota; Fungi; Ascomycota; Eurotiomycetes; Eurotiales; Aspergillaceae.